This is a messenger RNA of Megalobrama amblycephala (Wuchang bream), 1556 nucleotides long. RefSeq names its product gastrula zinc finger protein XlCGF57.1-like. The record is from RefSeq and is a predicted model, not a curated record. The transcript has 2 exons. Gene Ontology annotation, cellular component: nucleus. Lineage: Eukaryota; Metazoa; Chordata; Actinopteri; Cypriniformes; Xenocyprididae. Gene Ontology annotation, molecular function: DNA-binding transcription factor activity, RNA polymerase II-specific; RNA polymerase II transcription regulatory region sequence-specific DNA binding. The coding region runs from base 106 to 1422 and encodes 438 amino acids. Gene Ontology annotation, biological process: regulation of transcription by RNA polymerase II.
ACUACAUACCAAGUGUAGAUCAUAAAUGCCUACAUAUAAAGUGUUUAUUAUAGUGUUAGUUUUCAGUGUUUUUGUCUAUUAACUCUAUUAAUUCUCUUCUUAAAGAUGGAGUUUAUUAAAGAGGAGCAGACUGAAGACAUAAAGAUGGAGUUUAUUAAAGAUGAGACCGAAGACAUGAAGAUUGAAGAAACAUUCAGUGUGAAACAUGAAGAUAUUGAGGAACAAACAGACCUAAUGGCACUGAAAGAGGCGAGUCAUGAACAUAAUGAAAGGGAAGAAGAGAAAAAACAUUAUGAUAAACAUAAUGAUUUCUUGACUGGGAAAAGAUCAACACAGGCAACACAGGCUUCUUCUUUAUGUAAAAGAGCUCAAAAGACAAAAAGUAAAAGUUAUUUCACCUGCCAACAGUGUGGAAAGAGUUUUGAUCAACAUAGAAACCUUCAAGUCCACUUGAGAGUUCACACUAGAGAGAGCCCCUUCACUUGCCAACAGUGUGGAAAGAGUUUCACACGUGAAGACUACCUUAAAGUCCACAUGAGGAUACAUACUGGAGAAAAGCCUUACACCUGUCAACAAUGUGGAAAGAGUUUCAGUCAAAAAGCAUACCUUAUAGUCCACAUGAGAAUUCACACUUUAGAGAAACCUUUCACCUGCCAACAAUGUGGACAGAGUUUCAGUCAAAAAGGACACCUUAAAGACCACAUGAGAGUUCACACUUUAGAGAAACCUUUCACUUGCCAACAGUGUGGACAGAGUUUCAGUCAAAAAGGAAACCUUAAAGUCCACAUGAGAAUUCACACUGGAGAAAAGCCUCACACCUGCCAACAGUGUGGAAAGAGUUUCUCUGUAAAAGGAAGCCUUAUAGUCCACAUGAGAAUUCACACUGGAGAGAGCCCAUUCGCCUGCCAACAGUGUGGAAAGAGUUACAAAGAAAAAGGAAAACUUGGAAUCCAUAUGAGAAUUCACACUGGAGAAAAGCCUUACACCUGUCAACAGUGUGGACAGAGUUUCAGUAGAAAAGGAAGUCUUACAGCCCACAUGAGAAUGCACGCUGGAGAAAAGCCUUACACCUGCCAACAGUGUGGAACGAGUUACAAAGAAAAAGGAAAACUUGAAAUCCACAUGAGAAUUCACACUGAAAAAAAGCAUUACACCUGUCAAGAGUGUGGAAAGAGUUUCAAUCUAAAAGGAAGUCUUACAGUCCACAUGAGAAUUCACACUGGAGAGAGCCCAUUCUCCUGCCAACAGUGUGGAAAGAGUUUCAAUCGAAAAUAUAAACUUGAAACCCACAUGAGAAUUCACACUGGAGAAAAGCCAUAUACCUGCCGACAAUGUGGAAAGAGUUUCACUGUAAAAGUAAACCUUAGAGCCCACAUGAGAACUCACACUGGAGAAAAGCUUCGCACGGGAACUAAGCCUUAGGGAACACAUGAAUAUUCACACUGGAGAGAAGCCUUUUAUAUGUGAUCAGUGUAGAAAGAGUUUCAGGCAUAAAAUAACCCUUUAUAACCACAUGAAAAUUCAUACUGAAGAGAAGCCAUUCAUUUGUGAUAAGU